Penaeus monodon (black tiger shrimp) is the source of this 1433-nucleotide messenger RNA. It is a transcript of the gene cbc, whose product is annotated as protein CLP1 homolog. The record is from RefSeq and is a predicted model, not a curated record. Lineage: Eukaryota; Metazoa; Arthropoda; Malacostraca; Decapoda; Penaeidae. The transcript has 9 exons. Gene Ontology annotation, molecular function: polynucleotide 5'-hydroxyl-kinase activity. Gene Ontology annotation, biological process: tRNA splicing, via endonucleolytic cleavage and ligation. Gene Ontology annotation, cellular component: mRNA cleavage factor complex; nucleus. The coding region runs from base 125 to 1387 and encodes 420 amino acids.
UAAUCGAAAGAUACAUAUCCGAAAUUUGUACCAAAACAAAACAAAUGUUGUAAAGGCACAGCUAUCGCCUCUUUCCUUCGGUUUAUCAUUGAAAAUCCUAGAAAAGGUAUACAGUGGAUGCAAAAUGUCUGAAAAGGAGUUCCGUUUGGACCCAGACAGCGAACUCAGGUUUGAGGUUGAGGGCAAGCAGGAUACAGUUGAUCUCACAUUGGUAAAUGGCAAAGCUGAAGUGUUUGGCACAGAACUAGCACCAGAUAAGCCGUACACCUUCUUCCCUGGAGCAAAAGUAGCAGUGUUCACCUGGCAUGGCUGUGUUCUCAAGCUGUCUGGCCCAACAGAGGGAACAUAUGUGGCAAAGGAAACCCCAAUGGUUAUGUACCUUAAUACACAUGCAUGCUUGGAGCGGUUGCGCAGGCAUGCAGAUGAAGGUCUUAGCCGAGGAGAGGAUACCAGAGGACCAGUAACCAUGGUUGUUGGUCCAGGAGAUGUAGGAAAGUCAACUCUGUGCAGAAUUCUCCUCAACUAUGCUGUGCGGAUGGGACGUCGGCCCAUCUUUGUAGAUUUGGAUAUUGGACAAGGAUCCAUUGCAAUUCCAGGAACUAUAGGUGCACUGCUUGUUGAGAGAGCUGCUGAUGUUGGGGAAGGCUUUUCUCAGGAGGCUCCUCUUGUGUACAACUUUGGGCACCUGAGUCCUGCAUCCAACAUGACUCUGUACAACAUCCUUGUCUCACGCAUGGCUGCCACCAUUCAAGAUAAGAUGGUUGGCAAUAGAAAAGUUGCUGCCUCAGGGGUGGUUAUCAACACAUGUGGCUGGAUUAAAAAUGAAGGUUACAAGAGUCUGACACAUGUUGCGCAGGCCUUUGAGGUUGACGUGAUCAUUGUCCUUGACCAGGAGAGACUAUAUAAUGAACUCGUCAGAGAUAUUCCCUUCAUUAGGGUUGUUUUCUUGCCCAAGAGUGGAGGUGUGGUAGAGAGAACUCAAUCCAUGAGGGCAUCUGCUCGUGAUGACCGCAUCAGAGAAUACUACUAUGGACUGCGCACCAAGUACCACCCACACAGUUUUGAGGUGAAGAUGAGCACGCUCCAGAUAUACAAGAUUGGUGCUCCAGCCCUCCCAGAUUCCUGCAUGCCUGCUGAUAUGAAGGUGGAUGAUCACAUGACCAAACUUGUGCCUGUAGAGCCUAGUGUAAAGUUAAAGCAUCACAUGUUGGCUGUAAGUCUUGCAACAGAACCCGAGGACCUCUUGACCUCCAAUGUCGCUGGAUUUAUUUGCGUACUUGACGUUGAUGAAGACCUCAAAGUCAUGAAGGUCUUGUCUCCACAACCAAAGCCACUCCCAAAAACAAUUUUGAUUUUGACAGAAAUUCAGUUCAUGGACUCAUCGUAAAAUGAAGAGUGUUUUUGUAAUUUCUCGUAAAUCAUGUGGUAUUACA